GCACGUGAGAGAGUCCAGUGGUCCGAUCGGCAUUUACGCAUGUGCGGGAAUAUGCGACUCCCCGGGUUUCACUAAUUUCCAAUACAUAGGUACUUAUCACCUAAAGCACGGGGGUUUUCUCUUCUACACCGACGGCGACUCAAAUGCUUACGAAAUCCGUUCCCGCCUACCGUGACCCGUCUACUAUGUCAGCUUCAUCCGGUCUGGAUAAUUGUCAUACUAGUUGUCAUAUUCAAUCUACCUACGGUAUUCAUUACAUCCCCCUUUAUUCUAGCAAUAAUACCUUUUAUAUUCAGAAGCGCUGAUGUAAUUUGUACCCCUUUACGAAUAUUUACGGCAUCUAGUCUAAUCCUUAUACCAACUUUAUACUUACCUCCUACCUUACACCCCCUUAUAUUUAUCUUACCUAACCUGACUAUUGACUACAAUUAAUUGACUACAAUUAACCCCCCUAACCACGCUAUGGAGCAGUCGAGCAUACCGCAAGCGCGGCCUCAACCUAAGCCUAACAAGAUAAAUUAUGCCUGCGAGGCUUGUCGAAUGUCUAAGAUUAAAUGCCAGCCCGGAACACAACCGGGCAUCUGUAAGCGAUGCUCCGAGUUCAAACGGGAAUGCGUCUUUCGAACCGGUCCACGGACUCGGCGGCCUAAGGUUGCUCGGCCAGAUGCAGAGGCCCGGCCGCCUCCCCCCGGCCCCAGUCGGACCUUCAGCAUCGACUUCGCUAUGCCUGCUGACGAUGAUCUUCAUGAUAACUUCGAUGCUCUAAGAGAAAAGCACGAACGCUUCAUAGAUGCCCUCAUACCGUCCAGUGAUGAUGAAUCAAAUGGUGACCAGGCGCAACUAUCAUUGGCGGGGGAAACGUUCAACUUCAACGAUCUCUCUAUGCCGACCCCUUCAGGAGCAGCAGCAAGAUGCGCUUCGGCUUCGCGGCCUAUAAGUAGCCUCGGUAUCAAGCCACGCUUCAACCUCGAGUCGGCGGAAAAGUUGCUCGAGUCAUUCCGGGCUAUGCUAUCGUCCUCUCCGUGUAUUGCGUUGCCCGAAGACGCGGACGUGCGGACCUUGGCUCGCGACAUGCCCUUCGUGCUCUUGUCUUUGCUCGCCGUGACGAGUUGCUCUACGAGCUUGCAAGGUCAUAGCCUCUAUGAUGAGGAGUUUCGUAAGAUUUUGGCUUUAAAAUUUGUUGCUGGCGGUGAGAGGUCUAUUGAGUUGCUGCAAGGAAUAAUGAUUUACUGUUCCUGGUACCCCUUUCAUCUACGCCCGAAAAAUACGCAGUUGCGACAGUAUCUACGAAUGGCCAUAGAUAUUGUACAUGACUUGGGAUUGGAUGAGGAAACACGCAUAGAUCUCGAGGCCAUGCCGCCUGAAAGCAAGGCAGCCAAGUUACAAAGCAUCCGGGCGUAUCUUUCUUGCUUUCAUCACAGUUCAAUAUAUGCGUGGGCGUGGUCUAAGCCGUAUACACUAAGGUACACGCCGUGGAUGGCCCAAUGUUGUGAUAUGCUGGAGCAAUAUAGCGACCUUGAGCAGGAUCAUAUCCUUGUCUGGCUCGUCCGUCUACAGUAUUUGAUAAAUGAGUUCGAAGAGCUAUAUAAGAGAUAUAAGAAGCGCGAUGCCAGCAACCAGAGCGAUCACCACAGGCAACUUAUUCGGGUUGGUCUUGAGAUGCAGCUGCGAGAUUUCCAGACUAGAAUCCCUAUCCACCUUUCAACUAAGCCGAGUAUUUUGAUGGCCUCCCUCGCCGGCGAUGCGUUCCUCCUAGCCGCACCUCUCAUGCAGACACAUCGCCCACGUCCAGAAGAUGCAACGGCACUCAUGAUCGACCCCGCCAAACUUCAAUCUGCCGCGUAUACAGCACGGACAUUCCUGGACUACGUCGCGAACCUAUCCCCAACGCAGAUGAGCUACUUUAGCGGGGCUGACAUCACAUAUUUCAUUUCGACGAUUAUCCUCGCCUAUAGACUUUCGUUCCCCAUGUCGUUCUGCCCUGGUUAUGAUUACACCCAGGGCCGGAAAAUCUUGGACUUCGGCACGUAUCUCACCAAGUUGUCGAGCGAUACCGACGACGACGAUGCUGGGAGUAGCAGUACUGGAAGGGCAAGCAAGAAAACAGAUGUGGUAAGUGCCAUGAAAGUCGUACUGGGAUCCGUAAAGGCGAGUUUCGACAAGAAGUCCGCCGUGCUAGAAGCCGCUGCCGAGGAGCAUAAUAAGAGGGCGCGGCUAUGCCCCAUGUUCGACGGAAGCCUAGAGCAGUACCUUCCACAGUGGGAAGGGGAAGAUCAACAGGGAAGCAGCAGCAACAACACCUCGGAUUCAUCGUACGCACCCUCUUCGCACAGCGGAACCGGGACCGGGAGCUCGGCGGCUCAUGCCGCAGCACCGUCGACGGCGGGCGAAGAAGAAGGGGUAGGGUCGCCGGGGUCGGCGAAACCAAUGCUGUUCCAUGACCUCUGGACCACGAUGACGAUGGGCUGGGCUGCGGAUUUAGAUAUGAACUUGCAGCAAGUGGUAGAUGUGCCGGAGAUAAAUGGUGUCGAGUACGUCGAUCUUAUGGGUGUAAGGGAGCCGUUUCAUGACUUAUGAUUAGGGGCGGGAUGGUUAGUUUACGCCUAGAACUAUGUACAGAGUUAGGUAGCUAGGCUCAGACGGGGGGUUCACUACCUAGGUAGCUAACCGAAGAUCACGAUCUAGUUUGCUCUGCCUAAGACGUAACGUCGCAUUUGUCGUUAUCUUUCGGGCGUGUGGGAUGUUAAAGCAUUUAUUCUAGUUUAUUUCAUGUCUUGUAUGAGUACCUACCUGGUAGGUAGGCACGCGUUUUGCGCGAUGGAGGUUAGCAAACAUAGGAGGUAGGUUAGGUAUGCAAUGGCAUCCCUUUAUUACCUAGUCUAUCACAUGCUUCGACCUUUUAAGACUUGUACUAUUACUGAGUAUAGGUAGCUUAACAACGAUACUAGAAGAGG
Messenger RNA from Daldinia vernicosa, 2954 nucleotides. RefSeq lists its product as uncharacterized. Gene Ontology annotation, molecular function: transcription cis-regulatory region binding; DNA-binding transcription factor activity, RNA polymerase II-specific; zinc ion binding. NCBI's taxonomy places the organism in Eukaryota, Fungi, Ascomycota, Sordariomycetes, Xylariales, Hypoxylaceae. Gene Ontology annotation, biological process: regulation of DNA-templated transcription. Bases 463 to 2577 code for a protein of 704 amino acids. Gene Ontology annotation, cellular component: nucleus. The record is from RefSeq and is a predicted model, not a curated record. The transcript has 6 exons.